Molecule: messenger RNA, 1029 nt
Organism: Sander lucioperca (pikeperch)
Lineage: Eukaryota; Metazoa; Chordata; Actinopteri; Perciformes; Percidae
Gene: sft2d3
Product: SFT2 domain containing 3
Exons: 1
Coding region: 60-737 (225 amino acids)
Biological process (GO): vesicle-mediated transport
Cellular component (GO): membrane
Source: RefSeq, a predicted model, not a curated record
GAUGACGUCUCCCGGAAGUUUAGUGUCUGCUAGCAGUUAGCCAGUUAGCUUCCUCCGUCAUGGCGGAACUGAACCGACAGCUGCAGGAGUAUCUGUCCCAGUCUAAAGGCGGCGGAGCCAGGACCAUCUCCCAGUCCAGCUCCAGCACCGCGGUGGACCUGGAUGACCCGGAGCCGGUACCAGGCAGCUGGUUCGGCCGGUGGUCUAGCCGGUGGUCUGGCGGCAGCCAGUCCGGCCAAAGCUCCGGUGGAAACAGCGGCUUUUCCUGGCCGUGGUCGGCCGAGCCAGACCCCUGUCUGCCGGGCAUGAGCCGCCGCCAACGGCUCGUGGCUUUCGGCGUGUGCGCGUCCUUCUCCGCGCUGUGCUUCGGACUGUCUGCGCUGUACGCGCCGCUGCUGCUUCUCUACGCGCGCAAGUUCGCGCUGCUGUGGUCGCUCGGUUCGCUGUUCGCCAUCGCAGCCGCGGCGGUGCUGCGCGGGCCCAGCAGGCUCGCCUCCGGGCUGCACAAGUCACCCGGAGCCGCGGUGUACCUGUGCGCCCUGGCAGGGACCCUUUACGCAGCGCUGAGCCUCCACAGCACCGUGCUGACGGCGCUGGGAGCUGCCCUGCAGGUGGCUGUGAUCUUCGGCUACGUGGUGUCUCUGCUGCCGGGCGGCAGCGCCGGGAUCCGAUUCAUGGGCGGCAUGGCGGCGUCCGCCAUCAAGAGGACAGUUACCGGGAAAACUAUGCCGAUCUGACCGGGGACGGGGUGUCACAGAGCGGACACGUUGCACAGACAGUGGGGGGUGGGGACACAGGGUCCAGCGGCCGCGGGAGAGUCUCCAGAGGGUCCCGGUGUCUGCAGGCUGGGAGCAGAUCAACACCGCCCCAGUCUGCGGAGUUUAUCCUAAAGUUUUCAGCGGUGAACCAGAAUGAAAAUCUGCAGAAUAUAGGACAUGUGCUAACAUUCAGUUUUAAUUUAAAUUGUUCUAACCCUUGUGUUGUCUUCCCGUCGACCACGUAACUUUUUGUUUUUUUCUGGGCCAAAAU